This is a messenger RNA of Phymastichus coffea, 1908 nucleotides long. Its product is annotated as multiple inositol polyphosphate phosphatase 1-like. The coding region runs from base 246 to 1679 and encodes 477 amino acids. The transcript is spliced from 8 exons. Gene Ontology annotation, molecular function: inositol phosphate phosphatase activity; acid phosphatase activity. The record is from RefSeq and is a predicted model, not a curated record. Lineage: Eukaryota; Metazoa; Arthropoda; Insecta; Hymenoptera; Eulophidae.
UUAAAUCAACUUAUCUCCGAGAUUUCACUUGACGAACAAAGAGGCAAACAUAACAUCGCUCUUGUAAAUUACGAAAGAUAGAGACUGCAGUUUAUAAAAGAGUAGAUGUAUUUGAAUCUCCUUCCAGUUAGUUAAGUCUCUCUGCCAAAAAGAAAAAACAAUUACGUCACAUCUAAGCCCGAAUCUCAAGUAUACACUUUGAACAUUUGAAGGAACGGCAGCUCCCAUCAGUUCUACUUCGUAAUAUGGUUAUUUUGAACUGGUGUAUACUAAGUAUAUUAUAUUGUCUACUCGUUUAUCUCUGGUCAAUCGAAGGAAAGUCUGUAAAUAUCGACGAUUGCUACAACUCUACUAGAGAUUUUUAUCCAUAUUUGGCAUCGAGAACUCCGUAUGAAUUUGUCCAUGGUGAAAUCGAGCGCGUCGCAGGCUGUACCCCUCUGCAAAUAUGGAUGACGGCAAGGCAUGGCACUCGCUAUCCAGAUAAAUUGUCGAAGCAGCACAUGCUUGACUUGGAGAGCUUCCGAGAUCAAAUUGUCGCAAACCACCAACAUGGAAGGGGACAAUUGUGUCCUAAAGAUCUGACGGAUCUGCGACUAUGGCAGCCCGAUCCGAACUUUUAUGAAAAAAAUGGGACUUUGGGCGAAGCAGGUAAAAACGAGCUGCAUCUACUGGCUAAACGAUUAGAAGACGCGUUUCCUGAAAUUCUAGAUUCGAAUGAUCCAACGGACUAUAACUUCGCGGCAUCAAAACGCGCAAGUGCGACUUCGAGCUUGCUAUCGUUUGCUAACGCACUGCUCGAUACAAAUGCCACAGUGAAUUUUGACGGAGAAAAGUUGAAAGAAGAUCAAGACUGCGACAGGUGGAAAAAGGAGUAUAAACAUGAAGUACAAAUGACGGAGUACAGAAGGUUUGCGACUGGACCGGUCAUGCAUCGAACUUUAAAUGAAGUCAGCCAAAGACUAGGUUUCACCGAAAAAGUUGGCUUUGAUAUAGUGAGCGUCAUGUAUGACGUGUGUCGUUUUGAGACUGCAUUAGACGCCGGAAAGAUUUCCAAGUGGUGUACCGUCUUCUCGAAAGAAAAUUUAAUGGUGUUCGAGUACCUCAGUGAUCUUGACUAUUACUACUGUUGCGGACCGGGAAAUACGUUGAGUAGAAAGCUGAACUGUAACAUUCUGAAAAAGUUAUUCAAAGCCUUUGAACAGCUGGAAAACAGAAAUAUCGAAAAUCAGCCAAAAGGUACAUUCAAUUUUGGCCAUUCGUCAAACAUUCAAUCGGUGAUGACGUUAUUAAAAGUCUUCGAUCACGAGCAACCAUUAUUAGCAUCUAAUUACGAGUCAAUGAAAAGUAGACUUUACAACACAACGUUCAUGAAUGCAUUUACUUCCAAUAUCGUAGCUGUCUUCUACAGAUGCGAUAACAUAACAAUGCCGAACCAAGUGCAAUUUCAUAUUGCUGAAAAUCCAGUAGAAAUACCAGGCUGCGAAGGGCCCUCCUGCGAUUGGGAUUACUUGAAACGAGAAUUUCAGCCGAUGCUUGAUCAAUGUGAUGCGAACUUCUGCGAUGUCAUGCAAAAUGAUACAACGACAAGUGCAUCGGAUACUUUUAUUAAUAGACAUAUUGGCAAUCCCCUACCUAUCAUCUUUAUUACAUUUAGUUUUUACACUUAUAUAUUUGAAUAAUUCAAUGAAAUUGUAGAAUACUCGGCCAGGAAUUUAGCAUGUACAUAUUAUUUUUUAAGUACUUGUAAAUUCAUUGCUAAUUAUAAUUUUCUAUCUGUGUUUUAUUACUUGCAAGAUUAAAUCUUUAUACAUUAUAGUUUCUGAUAAAUAUGUAAAAACAAUUGCUGCUGAAAUAUUCACAUUUAUAUCGUCUUCCUUUUUCAUGGUGUAUCAAAAAUACUUUUGAUGU